AUGGGGCUGGAGGGGUCUGCUCUCCCCUUCAUGAGCACCCUGACCCCAAAGGACUCGAGGCUGCUGUGUCCCUCUGCAGGGGAGGACUCCAUUAGCACCUUGGGCCUGAUCCUCAGCGUGGGGCUGUCACUGCUGCUCGUGUCCAUUCUCGGCUACAGCCUGGCCAAGUGGUACCAGCGUGGGUACUGCUGGGAGGGGCCUAAUUUUGUCUUCAACUUGUACCAAAUCCGGACCCUGAAGGAUCUGGAAGUGGGGCCACCCUUCACCAUCAGUGGCCAUAUCAGCAGUCCAGAUGGCGGCUACAUGAAGUUCUCCAACGGGCUAGUCUGACGGGGGCAGCACCUGGCUUCUAGAGCCUGGGAGAGGAACAGACUCCUGGCUUAGCUCCUGACCAUCCUGGGCUCUCCUGGGCUGCUCUCCCUCUUCUGGGUCCUCAAGACCUGGCCUGGCCUCUGAAGGUGGAGGAUGAGGAGUCUUCUUUGGAUACUUCACUAGCCUGUGACCUGAGAGUCCUGGGGAGAGUCAGGCCUCUGGGGAGGGACUGGCCAGGUGGCAGCAGCCUUCUCACAGGAACCAGCGAGGAGGCGGCCACCCCAGGGAGAAGGACUGGACUCCAGGAGGCCCUGAGCCUGCAGGAGUUGCUGAGGCGUCCUGAGGAGCCAAGCCACACCCUACAGUGUGGGAGGAGCCCCCAGACUCCAGAGGGAGCACCUCAGGUGGCGGGUCCCAUCACUUUCUCUUAUAGGGUUGACACCAGGGGCUGGAAAGACAGUCAUAUCUUCACUGGGCAAAGUUCUAUGGAAAUAGAGGUGGGACUCCAGACAGGGUUUUUUACCUUCCCAUCAGAGGACAACUUCUCUGAAGACGGAGUUCAGCCUUUACUCUGCCCUGCCUCCCUCUAUGCUUCGUUCUGGCACUUUCCAUUCUUUCCCUGGAAUUGCUGCCCUCUACCCGGCUCUACUCCCUGCCCUGGGCCCGCUCUCCCUCCAUGACAGGCCUCAGUGCCUCCCGAAUGUGGUUAGCUCUCAAUUUUGAUUGGUAGUUCUGAGAAUAGACUAGAAAUGUCCCAGUAGCCUGGGCUCCUGCGCCAGGGUGGGCAUGGGGCACAGGGGACAGUAUCUCCCAGUGCCCUGGGUUUCCUGAACCAAGUAGGCCCUGGGAAGCAGAAAGUGGUAGAGUGGUGGAGUGGAGAAAGCAGAAAGAGGAACCCAGGCGAGGCUGAGGGAAGCAGAUAAGAACAAGAGAAAGGAAGAAACAGCUGUCACCCGAGGACAGCAGGACAAUGUGCCUUGCCAGUCAUAACUCCUUCCUGUAGAGGGACCUACUGGGGCCAGAGGCGGAGCUGGCCCUGGGGUGUUGACCUAGUCGGUCCUUGAUGAUGCUGUUGUUCUAUCCAGAGGGGGUGAGUCCCCAGGCAGCUGUGGAUGGAGCAGGACGUGAGAGGGGAUCCUCACAUCAGCAGCGGUGGCUGUUGAAACCUGCUGACACAACUACAGCCCUGGCUUCUCUGCCAUUGUCCAGCACCAAGGCCACUAGGAGCCCCAGGCAGCUGACUGGGAGGGGGAGAGGGGUCAUGUGAUUUAUCUUCCUAUCUUUCUUUUCCUGAGGCCUUGUUUCUUUCUGGUUUUGGGAUCUAGCAGAGCAGAAGGAAGGAGAGUGGCCUUGCCAACCCCUCCCCCCUCAUUUCCUGUCAGGGGAUUCCUGCGUCAUCCUCCACGUAACCAAGCCUUGACUUCAUAAACACAGUCUUUUUGGAAGACUUUACUGGGUCUUCUACCUCUGACUAGGUGGGAGUGGAGAAGAGCCCUUAAUGGCUUUGGAUUCCCUCUCUUCCUUGAAGGUCUCUUGGGAGAAAUGGAGAAAAGGAGACGGAUUGACUUUGGCUUCCUUCUUCCUUGGAUCUCAGCUCUGAGAACUAGACCCACAGGUCCCCCUACCCACUUUAGUACCAGACAUUGAACCCAAGGAUGCUUAACCACUUAGCCAUGUCCCCAGUUCUUUCUGUAUUUUAUUUAGAGACAGGGUCUCACUUACUUGCUGAGGCUGGCUUUGAACUUGCAAUCCUCCUGCCUCAGCUUCCCAAGCUGCUGGGAUCACAGGCAUGCGCCACGGCACCUGGUUUAGACCCACAGUUUAACCUAUAGGGUGUCCAUUCCUGGUGACGCUUUCAAUCAUGCCCUUCUCAGUGUAAAUCCGGGGUCUGCAGUCCCUGCAGGGCUGCUCAAGGGUCCCUGAAAGUGCUCUGGACCCACCAGCUUCAAGGACACUUGAAAGGAGGUUGGGGCUCAACCCAGUGGUCCUGGUCCCAGGCCUGGUGGCUUCAGGAGAGGAUGCAGGAACAGCUGCUGAGGACUGGGAGAAUGGAGGGUAUUUCCCAUCCUUGGGAGCGGAACUGAGAGUGGGCUGCUUCCUCUUUUGGGGCCUUCUGACGUGCUCCUUGUCCCCUCUCCUCCCCCAUCAUUUUCCUUACUUCCGCAGGCCCAGCAGAGCUUUCUUGGCCCCCCCUGGCCCCACCCUAGGACUCCACAUGUUUCUGUUGAGGACUCUGAAGGGCCAGAUUCCCACUUGCUCAUAAAUAAGAGAGGAGAACUUCCUAGAAAUCAAGGCUACAGGUCUGUGGGCUGGGCCCUGGCUGGGCGCCCAGCCCUUGCUGUGCCAGGGCCUCUGCUGCACCAUCUCCCUCCCUCUUCAUUCCUUCAGGCCAUAGCAGAUGAGUCGAGACGCAACCUUGGGAGCCUGCGGUACUGUGGGCUGCCCACUCCCAGGUCCUCUCCUGGUCAGGGCUGUUCCCCAGCCCGGAGUGCCCUCUUAUCCCCCACCCGCCCCUGCAUAGUGUGGCUCAAGUCCCAUUUUUCCUGCAACUCUUCUUAGGACUCGAGACUCAGAUACCACCCCUUUUGAUCCUGGUUGUAGAGGGCCGUGUUUGCUCCAUUUGUCUUGUUCCCCAACCAAGCUGAGCCCUUUGCGGGCAAGGUUAGGUCCUAUAGGUCUCUAGGGGCCCCUAAAACUGAAGCACAUAGAGGUGCUCGAUAAGUGCUUGUGGAGUAAAGAGGAAACAGCGAAUAUAACCUUGAAAAUCGGCCUUGUCCUAGAAGAGGGAACUUUUUUUCCCACUUGUUAUUGCAUUUUGGACAUUGUGGCAACCCUGUGACACAGGAAUUAUGAUUGGUCCCACUUUACAUAUGGGAGCUGAAAGGUUCCAAGAGGUAGCAUGCUUUGCCUAAAGCUCCACAGCUGCUCACUACUGUCUGCACUGGAGCCUGAGCAGAGUCUGUGGCCUCCUGGAUGCAGCCUGGCCUCCGGGCUUAGUGAGGUAAGGAUGGAGCUCUGGAGAAUAGAGUCUGAUUCUGACAUUGCCCUGCCAUGCUAUGUGUCCCUGGGUUAGUCACUCCACCUCUCUGGUCAUCUAUUUCAGCAUCAGGAAAUCAAAAGACUGGACUAUUUCUUCAAGGAUCCUCCUGGCUCUUACCUUGUCUUGCUUUUUAAAAAUUCUCUGUAUGCAUGUUUAGCAUAAGUGCUGUCACACAGUGGGUGCUCAAUAAACAAAAGAUGCAAGCACAAA
Molecule: messenger RNA, 3562 nt
Organism: Marmota monax (woodchuck)
Lineage: Eukaryota; Metazoa; Chordata; Mammalia; Rodentia; Sciuridae
Gene: Smim35
Product: small integral membrane protein 35
Exons: 5
Coding region: 1-330 (109 amino acids)
Source: RefSeq, a predicted model, not a curated record